UCAGGCGAAUGUUCUCCUAUGAAUGAAGUCCAUUUCCGACUGCAAAAUGAUCGGCGCAUUUCGUCACCGUCUGGAGAUUCGGAGUGUAAAAAGAAAAGCAGCGCUGAAGAUGAUUUCGAAAUUUCGGCGAAAAAGAGUCUCAGCUUGCGGAAUCGUAAACUUUCGUUUUUCGGAUCCAUCAAGAGUGGUGGAUCAGGUGAAACGAUUGCUCAGAACAACGGACAGAUUUACACGAAGACGGCGUUCUAUAAGGGUAUAAUGGUGGCCAUAAAGAAGUUAAACAUCGAUCAGAAAAAGUAUCCGAAAGUAGAUUUGUCGCGAGCGCAACUGAUGGAGCUGAAGAAAAUGAAGGACCUUCAACACGACCACAUCACGAGAUUUACCGGUGCUUGUCUCGAUGCUCCCCAUUGGUGUAUAGUUACCGAGUACUGUCCCAAGGGUUCUUUGGAGGACAUCCUGGAGAAUGAACAGAUCAAAUUAGACAACAUGAUGAAAUACUCGUUGCUGCAUGAUUUAGUUAAGGGUCUCUAUUUCUUGCACAACAGUGAAAUUCGGUCACAUGGUCGUUUGAAGUCAUCGAAUUGUGUUGUGGAUAGUCGAUUUGUCCUCAAAGUCACUGAUUUCGGGUUGCACGGUCUCCACGCCAUGGAAGAGAACACCAUAGACGACAUCGGAGAGCACGCGUUCUACAAAAAGUUGUUGUGGACGGCUCCAGAGCUCUUACGAAACCCCAAUCCGCCGCCGAUGGGCACUCAGAAAGGCGAUAUUUAUUCAUUUGCAAUCAUUCUUCAUGAGGUUUUAUGGAGGAACGGGGUGUUUCCAGUGAAAAACGAAAACUUGUCUCCGUACGAUGUGUUCCGUCCGUACAUUCCUGACAGUAUGGAUGCCGACGAUGACAUCAAUCAGAGUCUUCUGGAAUUAAUGCGUUGCUCAUGGGCAGAAGAUAGUCAUGAUCGUCCUGACAUUUCUAUGAUACGGAAGGCAGUCCGGAUGUUGAACAAGGACAACGAAACAUCCAAUCUUGUUGACAAUCUGCUGAAGCGUCUCGAACUUUACGCGAAAAAUCUCGAAGGGCUCGUCGAAGAAAGAACACGAGAGUAUUUGGCGGAGAAGCAAAAAGUCGAAGAUCUGCUGCACCAACUGUUACCGCCUUCGAUUGCUGAUCAGCUGAUUUCGGGAAAAGCAGUGCAAGCGGAGUCGUACGACUCGGUGACAAUUUACUUCUCCGAUAUUGUCGGCUUCACUGCCCUAUCUUCACAGUCAACACCCCUUCAGGUUGUCACUCUGCUCAACGACUUGUACCUCGCAUUUGACGGUGUUGUGGACAACUUCAAGGUGUACAAGGUAGAAACCAUAGGUGACGCCUAUAUGGUGGUGUCGGGUCUUCCGGAGCGAAGGGACGACCAUGCAUCGCAGAUCGCACAGAUGAGCUUGGCGUUGCUGCACAAAGUGAAGAACUUCGUGAUACGACAUCGACCAAACGAUCAGCUCAAACUGCGCAUCGGAAUGCACUCCGGCUCAGUAGUGGCCGGGGUCGUAGGCUCAAAAAUGCCACGAUAUUGCCUUUUCGGUGACACGGUGAACACUUCGAGUAGAAUGGAAAGCAAUGGAUUGCCUUUGCGGAUUCAUGUCUCGUCGGUAACGAAAGAGAUUCUUAGCAAAGACACGGGUUUCCGAUUAGAGCUACGAGGUGAAGUCGAGAUGAAGGGUAAAGGACGGUUAACGACGUAUUGGCUGAAGGGCUAUCGAGAUGUUAAUAUUCCUGACUUCGGUCCGGAAUAUCAGUGA
This is a messenger RNA of Haemonchus placei, 1788 nucleotides long. Lineage: Eukaryota; Metazoa; Nematoda; Chromadorea; Rhabditida; Trichostrongylidae. The record is from the annotation of a GenBank genome assembly.